AGCGGCAGCAGCAGUGGCGGCGGCAGCCGGAGCGAGGACAGCUAGAGCUCCGAUUUUCCAGACGGGAACUGUGGCCGCGGCAGCAGCUCAGUGGGGGCACCUGUGCGGAGGAGUAGCGGGACGAGGGGGUGGGGUUCCUGCCAGCCACUCUCUGAGCCCGAAGCAAGGGGCAUCUCCCAGCUGCUCCGCAGAAUCUCGCACCGAGCUGUGGAUACUGGUGGGGAUAGACAUGUGCAGGACGAGCUAGAGGGCUAGGGUAGGCAAACAUUCGGUCCAAGUGUAGAGUGGCAGUGAAAGCUGUGUCUGGGACCAUGACAGCCUCCCACCUGGACUUUGGGGAGGUAGAAACUUUCCUGGACAGACACCCAGAGUUGUUCGAAGAUUACUUGAUGCGGAAGGGGAAGCAGGAGAUGGUGGAGAAGUGGCUGCAGAGGCACCGGGAGAGUCAGGGGGCUGUAGGCACAAGGCCCACAGUGGCCGGCACCAGCAGUGUGGCUCACAGUGGUGGCGCAGGCAGCGGCCGUGUUGGUGGUGGCACUGGACCAAAUAGCUCUGCCAACAGCCAGCUCGCUCCGGGCGGCGGGGAUUGUGGUGGGGUUCCCCUGAGUCCCAGCUGGGCCAGUGGCAGCCGGGGCGAUGGGAGCCUGCAGCGGAGAGCUUCUCAGAAAGAGCUAAGGAAGAGUUUUGCUCGCUCCAAGGCCAUCAACGUGAAUAGGACCUACGAUGAACAGGUGACCUCCCGGGCCCAGGAGCCCCUGAGCAGUGUGCGGCGGAGGGCACUGCUUCGGAAGGCCAGCUCCCUGCCCCCCACCACGGCCCACAUUCUCAGUGCCCUCCUGGAAUCGAGGGUGAAUCUGCCUCAGUACCCCCCUACAGCCAUGGACUACAAGUGCCACCUCAAAAAGCAUAAUGAGCGUCAGUUCUUCCUGGAACUGGUCAAGGAUAUCUCCAAUGACCUUGACCUUACCAGCCUGAGCUACAAGAUCCUCAUCUUUGUCUGCCUCAUGGUGGACGCUGACCGCUGCUCGCUCUUCCUGGUGGAAGGGGCAGCUGCUGGCAAGAAGAGCUUGGUCUCCAAAUUCUUUGAUGUGCAUGCAGGAACCCCACUACUGCCCUGCAGCAGCACAGAGAACUCAAACGAGGUGCAGGUCCCCUGGGGCAAAGGCAUCAUUGGCUAUGUCGGGGAGCAUGGAGAAACGGUCAACAUUCCUGAUGCCUACCAGGAUCGAAGAUUCAAUGAUGAAAUUGACAAGCUAACUGGAUACAAGACAAAGUCACUAUUGUGCAUGCCUAUCCGAAGCAGUGAUGGUGAGAUUAUUGGUGUGGCCCAAGCAAUAAACAAGAUUCCUGAAGGUGCUCCAUUUACUGAAGAUGAUGAAAAACAUGAUCAGACACCCUGCCAAGAUGGGAUGCAGCCAGCCAAGCUUGGCUUCCCGGGACUGGCCACAUUCCAGGAAUUCGUUAUGGAAGAUGCUGCCCUGCCAGUUGGUGUUGAGGAUGGUGGACGGAUGAUGCUAAUGAGACUUGCAGAAGCUGGAGUUCUGUUAUUUACAGCAGGCCUGAGACUUCCAACCGAGAACUGGGAAGGAUUUGAUAAGCUCUUGGCUUUACACUUUUAA
This is a messenger RNA of Mustela lutreola (European mink), 1619 nucleotides long. Its product is annotated as dual 3',5'-cyclic-AMP and -GMP phosphodiesterase 11A-like. The record is from RefSeq and is a predicted model, not a curated record. Gene Ontology annotation, molecular function: protein binding. The transcript has 3 exons. NCBI's taxonomy places the organism in Eukaryota, Metazoa, Chordata, Mammalia, Carnivora, Mustelidae. The coding region runs from base 312 to 1619 and encodes 435 amino acids.